Molecule: messenger RNA, 3510 nt
Organism: Drosophila elegans
Lineage: Eukaryota; Metazoa; Arthropoda; Insecta; Diptera; Drosophilidae
Gene: Sap-r
Exons: 7
Coding region: 132-3005 (957 amino acids)
Biological process (GO): sphingolipid metabolic process
Cellular component (GO): lysosome
Source: RefSeq, a predicted model, not a curated record
ACAAAUAAUAAAUUUAACCAACUUCGUUACAAUUUCAAUUGCAGUUUGCAAUCGACAGAAAUAAACCGUAAACGCAAGAAGAGGAUCUAACUCACCCGACUUUUAAGCAGUGCAUAGUUAAAACCGGGAAAAUGGAGCAAACUGGCCUUUUGGCCAUUUUGGCACUUUUCUGUGCCUUCGGCUUUUUCGCCGCUGCCACGCCCAUUGGGGCCGAUCAAAACCUUUUGGGGGCGAGUAAAUGCACCUGGGGACCCUCGUAUUGGUGUGGAAAUUUCAGCAAUGCCAAGGAAUGUCGCGCCACCCGCCAUUGCAUCCAAACCGUUUGGGAGACAAAGCAGGUGCCCGUAGAUACGGACUCGAUCUGUAAGAUUUGCAAGGACAUGGUCACCCAGGCCCGCGAUCAGCUGAAGAGCAACGAGACCGAGGAGGAGCUGAAGGAGGUCUUCGAGGGCUCCUGCAAACUGAUCCCGAUCAAGCCGGUGCAGAAGGAGUGCAUCAAGAUGGCCGAUGACUUCCUGCCUGAGUUGGUUGAGGCCUUGGCCUCCCAAAUGAACCCAGAUCAAGUUUGUUCUGUGGCCGGACUUUGCAACAGUGCUCACAUCGAUGACCUGGUCAGGAAGGGCUUCCAGUCGGCUCUAGAUGGCACUGCCACCGACGACGAUGAUAGCUCCGAGGAAUCCGAGUUGACGCUGCAGCCCAAUCAGCUGUCCUGCGGCAACUGCAACCUUCUUUCGCGCCUGAUGCACUCCAAAUUCGCUGCCGCCGAUCGCGAUGACAUGGUGGAGACGAUGCUUCACAUGUGCGGAUCCCUGUCGAGCUUCUCGGAUGCCUGUGCCAACAUUGUACUGACCUAUUUCAACGACAUCUACGACCAUGUGAGCAAACACCUGACCACGGAUGCCGUGUGCCAUGUUUCGGGAGUGUGUGCCACGAGAUAUCACCAGCAUGAGGAGCAGCAGCAGCCCCAGGAAGCUCUGGUUGCUCUGGAUGCCGGCGAUGAUAUUCCCUGCGAACUGUGCGAACAGCUGGUGAAGCACUUGCGCGACGUUCUGGUGGCCAACACCACGGAGACCGAGUUCAAGCAGGUCAUGGAGGGCUUCUGCAAGCAGUCGCGUGGAUUCAAGGACGAGUGCAUCAGCAUCGUGGACCAGUACUACCAUGUGAUCUACGAAACUCUUGUCAACAAGCUGGAUGCCAAUGGAGCUUGCUGCAUGAUCGGCAUUUGCCAGAAGAAUUCCGCCUCCGCCAUGAAGGAUGCCCCCAUCAUGCCUCUGCUGCCGCUCAUUGAACCCGCCCAGGUCAAGAUUACCAUCGAGAAACUGGAGAAGCACCAAAAGAAGCAGCUGGGUGCCAGUGAGCCCAAGUUCAGCCAGCAAGAAAUCCUGGACAUGCAGUUGCCCAUCGAUCACCUUAUGGGUGCUGCCAAUCCCGGAGCGUUGGUGGAGGGCGGAGAGCUUUGCACCAUCUGCGAGUACCUGCUGCACUUCAUCCAGGAGACCCUGGCCACCCCGGCCACCGAUGACGAGAUCAAGCACACCGUGGAGAACAUCUGCACCAAGCUGCCUGCCGGAGUCGCCGGUCAGUGCCGCAACUUUGUGGAGAUGUAUGGCGAUGCGGUGAUCGCUCUGCUCGUCCAGGAACUGAAUCCCCGUGACGUGUGCCCCAUCAUGCAGAUGUGCCCUAAGAAUCUGCCCAAGAAGGACGACGUCGAAGUCUUCCAUCCCAAGCCAUUGAGUGACGAGCAGGAUUCGCCCACUUGCCCGCUUUGCCUCUUCGCCGUCGAGCAGGCCCAGAUCAAGAUCCGUGACGACAAGUCCAAGGCCAACAUCAAGAACGUCCUGGAUGGCCUGUGCACCCACCUGCCCAACAAACUGAAGGACGAGUGCGUGGACUUUGUUAACACCUAUUCCAACGAGCUGGUCGACAUGCUGAUUACGGACUUCAAGCCGCAGGAGAUCUGCGUACAGCUGAAACUUUGCCCGAAGACUACGGAUGCUCUCGCUGACUUGGGCAUUAGCCUGGAGGACGAUGUCGAUGGCGAGGACAAGUCGAGCAGCGAAGAGAUGAGCUUCAACGAUAUCGAGUCCCUGGAGGAACUGCCCCUUCAGCUGGCCUUCGACGAGGGCUUCAACGCCGCUCCCAAUUGCCUGAUCUGCGAGGAGCUUGUGAAGACCUUGGAGAAGCGCAUGGGCAAGCAUCCCACUAGGGACAGCAUCAAGCAAAUCCUUGAGGAGUCCUGCAACAAAAUGAGGAAGCCGCUGGCCGGAAAAUGCCACAAGGUCAUCGAUAAGUACGGUGACCAGAUCGCCGAUCUGCUGCUCAAGGAGAUGGACCCUAAGCUGAUCUGCACGGAGUUGGGCAUGUGCAUCCUGGCUGAUCUGGAUGAUCUUGAAGUGGAUGAGGCUUUGAAGUACGACGUGAUUGCCCUGCCGCAUCCGGAAAACAAGGCUAGCAUCAAGGAGCCGCCCACCUGCGUCCUUUGCGAGUUCAUCAUGACCAAGCUGGAGGCCGAUCUGAAGAACAAGACCGAGCAGGAUGACAUCAAGCGGGCAAUUGAGGCCGUUUGCAAGCGUCUGCCAGCCACAGUUCGCAAACAGUGCGAUGCCUUCGUUGAUGGAUAUGCCUCUGCGGUCCUUAAGUUGCUCAGUGACGUGCCGCCCAAGGAGGUGUGCCAGAAACUGCAGCUCUGUUUCAGCGUGGCUGUCACCGACGAGGUUGUGGAGUGCGGUGUCUGCCAUGGAGUCACCCAGGCGCUUCUGCCCUUCCUGCGCGAGAAAAAGGAUCAGGCAGAGGACAUAACCGCCAUGCAGAUGACAUCGGUGGCAUGCGAGAUCUUGCCAGCCAAGUACUACAAGAUUUGCUCCGAGAUGAUCUCCAUCUAUGGCAACAGCAUUAAGAACCUGUCCAAGCGACCCUAUGUGGAUCAGUCGCAUAUCUGCGCCGAGAUUGGCAAGUGCUUCGAUAGCGAGAAGUCUUCGCUGGCCUUUGCCAGAAUUUCAGCUUAAGAACAUCCCUUUGAGUGAUGCGUUGUGAUGUGCGAAAAAGGCGGGAAGGAGUAGAAGGGUUAGAUUUGAGAAGGAUAAGGAGAUGGAGAUGGAGGGAGCCGAUCCCACGCUUUAUAUAUGCAUAUACCUUUACAUAUAUCUGUUUACAUUCUAUAACGAUUUACUGUAAAUGAAACAUAAUUACUUACUUUUCGUUUCCGUACCCCAUGUUUUUGGCUCUAAAUUUGUUAGGAGAAUUUGUGAUGAAACUGAUUUUAUAAACGCACUCAAACCCGGCUGAAAAAAGUGAAACUUAACUAAAACUUACACUAAGCAUUAACAUAAACGUACUUUCAAUACACAAAUUAGCGAAAUCCGCCAGCAGUCACUAACUUUGUAACGAUAUCCCCAUCUAUCCGAAGUCAGCUGUGCAGUGUGUGUAGUUUAAGAUAUCAAACAAAAAAGAAAACUGUGUAAAAUACGAACAUUGAUCUUAUAAAUCAUAAAGAAAACAUAAACCGACAAA